UGCGUCAGGGCCUUUCUUCUCUGGAACGCAUUCGACAUCGUCGUCACCUUCGUGUGUGACAUCGCACUAUACUAUCUGGUUCAGUCCGUAGCCAACGAGGGCUACAGGGCCUUGCAAAGCACCGCAGCGACCGCAAGAGAAGACACAACGUCAACGUUGGAUUACAUGCAAGAGAACAUGAUGGAGAGAUAUCCUGUAGGACGUGACCACUUUGAUUCGGAUUACGAGACCACGACUGAACGCAUCACUACAAGAGAAUCGUACCCCCGUAAGGUCGUGGCCUUUACAGAGAAAAUCCACUCGAAGCCGUCACUUCCUCAAAUUCUUCUAGUGGCGAUAUUUAAGGUGAUGGUGCUGAUCAUGUUCAAGCAGUACAGUGAUCGCGAGCCCCCAACAGCGCACGCCGGCAGCGACCACGACUCGAGCGGCAUAUCGCAGGCGUCCAUGUCGCCGAUCGCCGCCUGGAAGGCCGCCUACGCGCGUCGCCGCUCGACGCUGCACUCGAUACAGGAACGAACGCUCGACAUGCAGGCCCAAGGCAUCGGCGAAGCGCACACACCGCGUUCCAUCCCCACUCCGCCUUCCGCAGUUCCAGGAACUCCCGCAGGAGUGAGCCCUGGGUCAUCAAGCCCGGGUUUGCUCCGCAAUGACCAAGGUGGUGAUGACGAAAAGCACUGCUUCAUCGCUGGCGUGAAUAUUCUGAAACGCUACCCAUAGAGAAUACGGUCUUGUUUGCGCGAUUUUUCGAAGCUGGAGUUUAUAUAACGUUUUGAAUAAGUGGGAUGGCAAGCGCAGCGCUUAACUUCGGUUGCUGGUUGGGGGCAUGGUGUGGUAAUUCGCAUGGUGACAUAAGC
Dermacentor silvarum is the source of this 854-nucleotide messenger RNA. RefSeq lists its product as uncharacterized. The transcript has 6 exons. NCBI's taxonomy places the organism in Eukaryota, Metazoa, Arthropoda, Arachnida, Ixodida, Ixodidae. The record is from RefSeq and is a predicted model, not a curated record. Bases 166 to 717 code for a protein of 183 amino acids.